AUGAACUACUCAUUAGACUUAAACAAGGCAACAUUGGAUGGGUUGACCAAACAUGAAGUUAUAAAGGACGUCAUAAAGGAUCCACAUUGGAAACCAUGGGGGAUCCUUUCAGCGGAGUUUGAAAACUCCAAUGAGACAGUUGCCAUGGGGAACACUUUAGCACCCAAUCAAACAGAUCAAAGACCCACUGUGCAAUUUGUCUUAAAUGAACCUACCAAGAAAAUAAACGAGGCUGAUUUAUUCACUUUUGUCAUUACAGAUCCUGAUGCUCCCUCCAGACAUGAUCAUAAAUGGUCUGAAUAUUGUCAUUAUGUAGAGACUGAUAUUAAAUUGGAUGGAUUUACUAGAGACGCGGAUUUCUUAGCAAGUGAAGUUGAUCAGGGGAAACAAUUAAUGAGUUAUGUAGGUCCUGCACCACCAAAGGGUACAGGUCUUCACAGGUAUUGUCUAUUAUUUUUCAAACAACCAAAUGGUGUAGCAUCUGAUAAGUUUACCAAAAUUAAGGAUAGACCAAAUUGGGGGUUUGGUACUCCAGCCACUGGUGUCCAUAAAUGGGCUACUGAAAAUAAACUGGAGCUAAUUGCUGCCAAUUUCUUCUUUGCUGAAAAUAAAUAA
This is a messenger RNA of Naumovozyma castellii, 615 nucleotides long. Its product is annotated as YbhB/YbcL family Raf kinase inhibitor-like protein. NCBI's taxonomy places the organism in Eukaryota, Fungi, Ascomycota, Saccharomycetes, Saccharomycetales, Saccharomycetaceae. Bases 1 to 615 code for a protein of 204 amino acids. The transcript has a single exon. The record is from RefSeq and is a predicted model, not a curated record.